ACUGCAAAUCAAGUAACUGAGGGCAGAGCACUGUUCGUUGUAAGGAUACAUCCUUCAAAACCCUGAUAUUUUAUUAAUUUUCUAGGACUUAAAAGCUUUCUAAAAAAGAAAAAAAAAAAAGAGAAUCUUUGAUACAAGAAGUGUUGAUGAAAUGCCUGAAAAAGCAGCUACUGAGAGAAGCCCUCCAUCUCUUUCAUUUUCAGGCAGUGGGUUUCUUGUGUUAUAUCAAAUUGGAGCAGUGCAAGCUUUGUGGGAAAUGGCCCCUGACAUAAUAAAGUCUGCACCUAAAGUUUAUGGAGCCUCAGCUGGAUCUCUUAUUGCAGCAGCGGUUGUUUUUAAAACGAAUCUAGAUGAACUUCAGAAGACUUUCCUUGAGGCUGCAAUAGAGGCCAGGAAGACUAUACCAGGACCAUUUUAUCCAUGCUUUAAUUUAACUGGAUUUCUAAAGAAGGCUUUACUCAAGUUUGUGCCUGACAAUGCGCAUGAGUUAGCCACAGGCAGACUGCAUGUCGCACUUACUCGGUUGUCAGAUGGGAAAAAUAUUCUGGUUUCUGAUUUCAAAUCCAAAGAAGAAGUUAUCCAGGCAUUGAUAUGCAGCUGCUUUGUUCCUUUUUACUGUGGGAUUGUUCCCCCCUCAUUUCGCGGAGUGAGAUACAUUGAUGGGGGAUUUACAAACUUCCAGCCUCUUUUUGACCAUACCUCUAUGAUAACAGUCUCUCCGUUCACAGGAGAGAUUGACAUAUGUCCACGAGACUGCCCUGUCAGUCACUAUUGUCUACAGAUUUGCAAUACAAGCUUUCAGUUGUCCGCGCAGAAUAUGUGCAGAGUCAGCUAUUCCUUAUUCCCUCCUAGUUCCAUAUUGCUCCGGGAAUUCUACUGCCAAGGUUAUAAAGACGCAAUUUUAUUUUUAAAAACAAGCAAUAGGUUAAAGAUUCCAAACUCAAAAUCAAGGAAGAUUCAGAAGAGUUGUUAAAGUGCUACUAACUCCACCAUAAAAUAUAUUCCAGACACAUGAAAAUAAAAUGUGUGUAAGCUAUGAAAAUGUACAUGCUGCAAAUUGGAUUUUCUAAUAUACAGAAAAUACCUACAUUCCAUUUCGUAUAAAAUAUUUAAUUUUAUGUAUUUUUUCAAAGCCUUAACAAGGACAUUAUUUAUAUGUAUUUCUCCUGUCCAUAUUUUUACCCCAGCCAGGGUCUAGGAUGGAAAGGAGAUGAAUAGAUGGACAUUUAGGGCUUUGUCUUUCUUUUAUGACUGUUUCAACUUAUUUAUUUAUUUAUUAUUUUAGUAAUUUCUUUCUAAGGUUAAAGGCUUUUAGAAGUUAAAAUGAAAUGUUCAUGAAACAGAGCAUACAAUUAAAAAAAUCCAAUUUACUCCUAUAAUCAAA
Messenger RNA from Bombina bombina (fire-bellied toad), 1384 nucleotides. RefSeq names its product omega-hydroxyceramide transacylase. The transcript has 5 exons. The coding region runs from base 152 to 973 and encodes 273 amino acids. NCBI's taxonomy places the organism in Eukaryota, Metazoa, Chordata, Amphibia, Anura, Bombinatoridae. Gene Ontology annotation, biological process: lipid homeostasis; triglyceride catabolic process. The record is from RefSeq and is a predicted model, not a curated record. Gene Ontology annotation, molecular function: triacylglycerol lipase activity. Gene Ontology annotation, cellular component: cytoplasm; lipid droplet; membrane.